Capsicum annuum is the source of this 2331-nucleotide messenger RNA. RefSeq names its product disease resistance RPP13-like protein 4. The record is from RefSeq and is a predicted model, not a curated record. The coding region runs from base 1 to 2331 and encodes 776 amino acids. The transcript is spliced from 2 exons. Gene Ontology annotation, biological process: defense response to other organism. Lineage: Eukaryota; Viridiplantae; Streptophyta; Magnoliopsida; Solanales; Solanaceae.
AUGGCAACUGCAAUCCCCCAUGUUUCCUCUGAUAUAACCCACUCCACUGAAAUACAACGCGAUGAGGAAGAACAAGCAAAUUCCGCAUUCCAACAGCCUAAGAACGAGCCCGUACAUCUCCACCGAGCAAAUUCCUUACCCCAAAAGCCUAAGAACGAGCCCGUACAUCUCCACCGAGCAAAUUCCGCACCCCCACAGCCUAAGAACGAGCCCGUCCCUCGCAUUGGAAACGAAGAAAACAUAACUGACCUUGAAGUGAAAGCAAAGAAGCUGUAUAAAUUGAUGGACGAUGAUCUUCAAUUCAUCGAAGAGGCCUGCAAGAAUCUCGAAAGAUACAAGGCUGAGGUCGAGAGACAACAGAAGCGUGCGAAGGACAGCCUUAAAUCACAAGCCAUUUCCAAGGUCGAGAAGGUUGUUAUGAGGUUGAAAACGGAGAUCCCCUCAAAGGUGAAAGUUAGGUACUCGGUGCCAGCUGAUAGAGAUGAAAAGAAGAAAGAGAAUCUCCCCAACCACGAGAAGAACGAGCAUCUAGCUGGAGUUCAUUCUUUCUAUAAGAAGGAUCUGUUUAAGAACAAUGCGAUAUUCAAAGAAUUCGAGGAAACUUUCCAUCUCCUCGAUCUUCAACACAAACAAUGCCUGCUUUGUUUUGCUCUGUUCCCGCAGGAUGCAACAAUCAAGAAGCGGCUCCUGAUGUACUGGUGGAUCGGUGAGGGAUUCAUUCGAUCUGAUGAAAAUGCGGAGUCUGAUGCGGAGAAGGUCUUGAAGGAACUCACCUCGAAAAACAUCAUUCAGCCAGUUUACGACAAGUGUCCUUUUAAGAAAAAAGCUCAUAGCUACAAGCUGCAACCUUUGGCUCAUACUGCAGUAACCAUGCUAGCUGAGAGGGAAAAGUUCAUUGAUUUUGAUGAACAAGGCAACCCCGUGCGAGAGCAUUCUAGUUCUCUAAGAUCUUGUCUGGUUCCUCGGAAAGACAACAAGUUGGAGAAUGAGGCGGAGUCCUCCCAUGGCAAGAAUUAUAAUUCCAAUUCGCGAACAACCUCAACCUCGUCCUCAAGAUCAGGCAAGUCUAAACCCAUGGCUCAUGUGGUGUUCAAUUUGAAUGAUGCCUUUCUACAGCUUAAGCGCGAAUGGUUUACCGAGAUGAAGCAUGUGAACAUUCUUUACUUGGGAAGAUGGGAGAGCACAAGCGAGAAGCAUAUUGAGGUGGAGGAACCUAAAGAUUUAGAAGGCCUGGCUAACUUAAAGUACGUAAAAUUCCUGAGCUUGCAAGGAAUUUCAGGGAUAACAGGGAUCCCCGAGUCUAUUUCAAAGCUGUGGAACCUUAGUGUCCUAGAUCUCAGAGCUUGCCACAGUCUUGAGGUGAUCCCACAGGGCAUUGGUUCACUUCAUAAUUUGACACACUUGGACUUAUUGGAGUGUUACUUGCUCAGUGGCAUGCCAAAAGGUCUCAGGGAACUAACAAAUCUUGUGGUGCUCAAGGGAUUUGAAGUUCAAGCUUCAAAAGAAAAAUCACUCUCAUGCACUCUGGAGGAUUUGUUGGCCAUGACAAAGUUACGUAAAUUAAGUAUUCAUGCAGAAAUCAAGGAUUUUCCAAGAUGCAGUGACUUGGACGUGCUGGCGAAAUUCAAACAACUCCGCAUCCUUACUAUAGAAUGGGGAGGAAAUUUGUUUCGGAAUCCAGACUCCGGUACUGUGUCCACCGUUCCAAAACCUGGCAUGCGGGGAAUCACAAGAACAAUGACUCGUACUUUUACCCAGAGAAAGGUGGAUGAGGAUGUCUCACCGCCAAGUGGUAUUCCGUUAAAAUUGGAGAAGUUGGACCUUAAAUGUUAUCCUAGGCGAAGUGCUUCGACCUGGCUAAAACCUGAGAAUUUGAAGGAGCUCAAUAGACUGUACAUCAGAGGAGGGGAACUUCGCGAUUUGGGUCAAUUCGACUUUGAAAAGGUUCCAACACCUUGGAAUAACGUGAAAACACUGCGUCUCAAGUACUUGACAGAAAUGGAGAUGGACUGGACGGAAUUUCGAGAAUUGUUCCCUGAGGUGAAAUAUCUGGAGAAAGUGAAAUGUCCAAAGCUCACUAUCAUCUUUGGAGUGAAUGCGGCGGUCAAGCCAGUGCAAGUGAAGGGAGAUAGAAGUAAAUCGGUCGUGUUUGAUGGACGUCGUCUAGCCAAAGAGCUGGACGAGCUGCUUGGUCAUGGCAUCGAUAAAUGGGAGCUAAUAAGCAAAGUAUGGGUUGAAAUGCUGUCCCAUGCUGCUAUUAACUGCAAAGCCAAUAACCAUUGCAAACAGCUUAGCAAGGAGGACAGCUUGUCACUCUUGUCUGGUUGUUGA